UCACAAACCAGACCCCAAGUCUCUAACUUCCUUCCCUUUAUGCCUUUUCUCGUUUCAGUUUCUUUUCAUUUUUUAAUUUCCCCUAUGAACUGGCACUGCUGAUUAAACAAAGAAAGAAAAUUUCUGCUCUCAAGUCUCAGCUCUCUCUCUCUCUCUCUCUCUCUCCUCAAAAACUUUGAAGGAAUCGUACUUAUAACAUAUGGGUCUGUCAGGAACCUGGAUUUCCUUCCCUUCCAUUUCCACCUAUUUUAUAUCCAUCUCUGGGUUUCCUCUUUAGAGAAAGAAAAACUAAAAACAACCCAAAGACAGUUCAUUUCUUUUUUGUUUUUUCUGAGAAAGAAAGACUCAUUUCUCCAAAUUAAACCUCCAGCUCCAGAUCUGUGUGUCUCUGUCUUUUUCGCACAUUUCUUUACAAUGAGAGACAGGAUGGUUUCUUGUUUCAGCGAAAGCGCAGUGAGUGUGUCUAAUCCUUCAUGUUCUAGCUAUGCAAACACAGCUUGUGUCAAUCCAAGCCUUGCCCCUUCCGUCCGAAAUUCAGUCGCCUGUGUUUACAGAGUCACCCUCUCCACCCAGAAGAAAAUCUUGAUCACAGUUACCUGGUGCAAGAACCAUUCUGCUCAAGGCCUUAGCAUAAACUUCGGCGACGACCCGUCGACGGCAGCCUUCAGGCUCAACACGAAUUCGCGCUUGUUCAGGAAGAAGAAGGGAAGCAAGUUGAUGGAAUCCGGCAGUUCAAGCAUCGAAGUUUUCUGGGAUCUCUCCAAUGCCAAGUACGACGCGGGACCUGAACCUGUCGAGGGAUUCCAUCUGCUUGUCAUGGUUGAUUCAGAAAUAGGCCUAAUUUUAGGCGACAUGGCUGAAGAAACUGUCGCCAAGAAAUUCAAAACUACGACUUCUGCCGCAACCGUCUCUCUGAUUUCGCGGCGGGAGCAUUGUUCAGGCAACACCCUUUAUUCAACCAAGGCUCAGUUCUGCGACGCCGGCAUUGCGCACGACAUUUUGAUCAGGUGUACAGGAGAAGCCGAAGGGUUGAGAUCGCCGGUUUUAUCGGUGUGCAUCGACAAGAAGACGGUGAUUCGCGUGAAGAGGCUGCAGUGGAACUUCAGAGGGAACCAGACGAUUUUCGUUGACAAUUUGUUGGUUGAUCUGAUGUGGGACGUUCAUGAUUGGUUCUUCAAUCCUGCAUCUGGAUAUGCGGUGUUCAUGUUCCGGACUAGAAGUGGGUUGGAUAGCAGGCUUUGGUUGGAGGAGAAGUUGGUGCAAAAAGACCAAGAGAGAGUCGAAUUCUCUUUGUUGAUCUACGCCUGUAAGAACCAAUAGUUCUUUUGUUCUUGUUCUUGUUUCUUCCUUCUUCUUCAUUCGUGUUCUUCCAUUUUUACGUUUCAAUAUUCUUUUUCUUUUCUGCUUGAAAGGAAUUAAUAGACACUCACUCUUUUUCUUUUAUAUCAAACAAGAAAAAAUUAACUUGGGAGUUCUUGAAUUUUA
Molecule: messenger RNA, 1485 nt
Organism: Alnus glutinosa
Lineage: Eukaryota; Viridiplantae; Streptophyta; Magnoliopsida; Fagales; Betulaceae
Exons: 1
Coding region: 415-1320 (301 amino acids)
Source: RefSeq, a predicted model, not a curated record